Messenger RNA from Ustilaginoidea virens, 6588 nucleotides. RefSeq lists its product as uncharacterized. The record is from RefSeq and is a predicted model, not a curated record. Gene Ontology annotation, biological process: chromatin organization. Gene Ontology annotation, cellular component: nucleus; HIR complex. The transcript is spliced from 4 exons. Gene Ontology annotation, molecular function: nucleosome binding. NCBI's taxonomy places the organism in Eukaryota, Fungi, Ascomycota, Sordariomycetes, Hypocreales, Clavicipitaceae. Bases 1 to 6588 code for a protein of 2195 amino acids.
AUGCCUGCCUUUCAGGCUAUCAACCUUGAGCCUGCGGACGACCAAGACGAACAGAUUGAUACAACCAAAGAAUUGCAUGUCGAUGAGGCACUCAAAAGAUUUCAGGCGGCCUUGAAGCUGCACGCUCGAGGCCAGAAGUCACGGAAAGCCGCCAGCGCCGCCUACCAAGAAUUAUUCGAAUCCGAAAUCUUUUGCUAUCGUGAAGCCAAAACAGACUACGAUCGUGCUGAGCGACAUGAUGCUGCAAGACUCGACACCUUUGCCGCCGACAAUUUCUCAACUGCUCUGGAUGUUGAUGCCGGAGGUGCAGAUGGAGUGGCCGCAAGCCUGUCCCAAGCCUUGUACAUGUCCUACAAGAAUUACGGCCAGUUUUUCUUGGACCAACUGAAGGAUAGGUGCGAAUCCGACCCGGACUGGGCUAAAGAGUUGCGAAUACGAUACCACGACCACGACAGCGAUAAAGUCCUUGACAACUGGACGGCGGCCCUCGACCAAGAUCCAUCCGACCCCGAAUUAUGGAGGAAAACGGCUCGGUUUGCCGGCGCGAUGAACUCGGGUCGGAUAAAGCGAUAUUGUCUGGAAGCGGCCAUAGAACUAGACGAUGAUCCCGCCGUUGCCGAAGUUGCUCCCCCAUCGCUCGCAGAAGGAUUUGCUGGCCAACAGCUCAAGGAACAUCUGCAGCUCCUUGACGAUGAUGUGUCGCUCUCGCACCCCAUAAUAAAGCCGUGGCUGAAAAGGGAAAUGCCCGCUCUACUGCUCCGCCAACUUGACCCCCUUCCAUUCCUUCCUGACCCGUCGGCUCUCCUUACACCCCCAUCUUCUUGCCACGAUUACGGAAAUAAAGACGAAGACGAAAAGAAAAUUGACGUUGCAUACCUUUCGGCGAAGGGCGGCGAAUCGUCGCCACAGGCAGCCAAGUCAUGGACCGAGCUUGGUGUGGAACUGAUGAGAUGCAUUCAAGACACAAAAGGUGCUCUACAGGCAUGUCGUUCAAUUCUUGAUGCCGCCCACCAAGACGCAAAGACGGGCUUCCAAACCGAGCAGGAAUCUGAACCAGUCACCCAGCCUGAGCCGGAACCCGAGUGCGAGAACAAGCCCCCCAACUUGAAGCCUGACACUGAUAUCAAGGCCGAAGAGAGAGUGAGACAGACUGAUGAAGAUCCUCCUAUCGUUCGACGGUCAACUAGACAGGGCUCCAAGGCAAACGCGAGAGCAAAAGUUGAAACAAGGCCAGAUGCGCCCGUCAACGGGCUGAAAGAAUCCGUCAUGGAAGUCGACCAGGAAUCCCAGGAAAGAUGCACCUCUGCAUUAAUAAGGAAACGAUCUCAGUCCGCUGCAGGAUUGCUCGAAGGUGCCGAUGAAGGCAACGUGGCGGAGAAACGGAGCAAAAGAGCUCGACGUCGUACAGAGGCCGCUCUCAGCGAAGAAGCGAAGGAUUCAUACACCAGCGCCUCAGUCUCGUUCCACAUCAUGCCCUUUCAUGACUGCGACCGCAACUUGUUUGAAUUAACAAAGAACAUAUUGGAGAGCAUUGGCGUAGAAGACCGGGCGACCAUGUUUUACUGGGAAGAACUGCUCGAGUCGUGUGAUACGAAUGACAGGCUCUCGAAACUCUCUCACCCAGGAGCCAAGGAUCUGAGUCAUGUCUUAUCCAACUUUGACGAAGAUUUGGCCAAUGUUCUUUUGAACAAGAAUGAACAGCCAACACUAGGGCUCUCUUCCUUUCUGGAACACACCAAGUCAAGCUCGCAAGAUCAGGACAACAUAUCUCCCUUGGACGAAGCCGAAGGCCUUGAGGAUUUCUCGGAAACGGUUCUGGAUGGGGCUCAGUGGCUGACCAGCGACGACAUAGCUUUUGAAUGGGUUCGAGCCAUGAGCCAAAGCUACACAGUGUCCAAAUGGCCGGAUACUCUCAAAGUCGCCGUUGUCCAAAUGCUUAAUCGAGCCGACUCCGUAUUGUACACACGCAUAACCGAAUUUCUCAGUAUUCCAACCGUAUCAGAGGUCGAGCUGAAUAGACUAGGCGAUAUCCUCCCCAUGCUUUUCGAGCUGCAUAUUGAUAUCUAUCAAAGAAUUACAAACCCGAGCAGCGCGGUCGACUAUGCCACUCGUGUUGAGACUAAAUAUCGAUUGGACAGAUGGAUGGAGACCAUGUCAAUGUAUGUUGAAUUACGAGAGUUGCCGCAGAAAGAUCCCCUCUGCGUUCGAUUCAUGUGGGCUUCUGUGAUGGCUUCGUCUCUCACAGACAAUCCCGUACGAGAGCACAUCUUGCUUUUGUGGACUUCUCUCCGAGACUUCAUGGUGAACCAAGACGUGGAGACCAUCAACUUGCCCAACAAUGCUGUCAUGCCAGUGAUAUCUCCGGCUGCUGCCGAUCGAGAACUUUCCAAGCUGACUACAAUGGACUUUUUCCUCGGCCUAUUCCAAGAUGAAAUGAAUGACCCUGUAUCUGUGAUUGAUACCUUGGAACCUGUUCUCAAUCCGACAUCUGUAUUCUUGGCGGAACCGGCACCAAGUGUUCCUGUAGGCGAGAGCGGAAGGGACAAUGACAGCCAAAGUACUAACGACAGUGCAGAAGCUGAAAGUGAGGGUCAAAGUAGUAAGAGCGAAGACGGCUCUACCUCUUCACAAGAAUUGGCCAUUAACCCAAAACCUAUAUCUGAGAGUGCCACACAAGGCAUGAAGGACUUGUGGAAGUUUCUGUUCAACAGCAGUACAGAGUUAAGGCUCUUCUUGUGGUCUCGGCUCGGAGACGCGUACGAAGCCAUUGGAUAUCCCACAAAACAGUUUUCGUGUCUUUUGAAAAGCAUCGAAAUGAUGAUCAACGAUUUAGAGGCAGAGGCCUACACCAAAACGCCUGACGAGUCACGAAAACAUCUCUUCAUGCGAACCUUGAAGUCCUUGGAUGAAUUGAUUAUCCAGGCUUUAUCAAUGUCAUUGAAUGAGCAGACAGCCUUUGACAUCAUUGAUGACGAACAUCUAAAGUCCAGCUCCGCCGCCAUUGCCAGGAUCUCGGCAAUGCUGCAUGUCACCACCCUCUGCGAAGAUGAAGGUCGUAUUGGGAUAGCGGCCUUGCCGACCGGCAACGCCAAUUUCAUGACCUUGAUCAGCAAACUACGAGACAUGCAGGUUCGCACAUGGUGCCUGCUUUUCACAGUUUUCAGGGCCGGGUUAUCGCAGAGGAAGGAGGCAUGUCCCGAGACCCAGCUUGCGAAAUACCUUGACGGGGUUCAUCGCGUCUUGGGUUUGCGAAAGUUUUGCAAAUCAUCCAACAAAAUCUUACUCAAGGUGAUGCGUGUGGAGCUGCUCAAGUCAAAGAAGUUUGACGACUGGAUAGAUUAUCUCGAGCAAGUGUUGUACGACUUGUUCGGCUUGAAGCUUGGUGUGGGAGCCUGGGAAGUCACGGACCAUGCCUGUCCGACUGAGAAGCUUGAGAAGCGCCAGGCCAUGCAGCUGGUGGAAAAAGUCAUGAUCCUGGCAAACCGCACGAAGAUGAAGGACUUGCUCAAAUCGGACUUGAAAGCCACCAUUGACCACAUGCAGCAAGCCAUCGGACAAACCAAGUCCACGCCGCAAAUGAUCCACAACUUGCGCAAUUUCACGGAAAUGCUAAAGAAACCAAUCCACCCUCUCCGGCUAUACCAAGCGCUCUCUGGGAAUGUAUCUGUCGAUGCUGUAUCUGUCAACAUGCCCGAGACGGCAUUGGCCCGACAUGGCUGGUUUUUCCUGCUGGGCAUGAUCGCCUUGACCAAGUUCAAAGGCGUAGAUUUGAAUCGCCGACAGACUCCGGGUGCCACGGAUGAUUUGCGCAUCGGGGCAACCUUCUUGAGACUGCAAUUGCAGUUUACUGCCGACAGGUGGGACGCGUGGUUCCGGCUCGCCGAGUGCUUCGAUUACGAACUGGACGAGGCAGUGCUCUGGACUGCAGACAAAAUGAACAAGGAGCGCUCUGAAUUGGUAAAGUAUCAGCGCAACGCAAUCCAUUGCUACACACUGGCGCUCUCUCACUCUCGACACGAGCAAGUAGGAACAAACGAUGGUGAUCCCCUUCAUGAUCUCUAUCACAAAUUCGGCUUGAGGCUGUACUCGUCAAGUCGAGAGCCGUUUGCGAUGGAACCGUUUCAACACUCCGAUCAGGAACGCUUCUUCAUUGAAGACAUGGGUGCCGGCACUUUCAAGAGAAUCUUGCAUGAUCAGAUGUCUGAGUACAAAGUGUGGAAACUCGCAGCUCGAUUGUUUAGAAUGGCCAUGGAGAGAAAUCCUCGCAACUGGAAAAACCCUUAUAUGCUUGCUAAAUGCUACUGGAAAAUGUACCAAACACCCUCUGAUCGCCUUGAUAACACGGAUCGAAAAGCCGCAAUCACCAUGACGUCUCUCCUCGAUAUACUCAAGAAGUCGAUCAAAGUGUCCCACAGCGCCAGGAGAUCAAGGAAUAGUGAUCCAAUCUUGGAACCGCACUACAAGCUUGUUUCUAUUUUGCACAAACUAGUGACCCGCAAAGAUAUCCUCCCGGCCAAAGCAGCGUCGAUUCUGGCUGAGCAGCCGUUUGGGGUCGUUGUGAGCUCCGACGACCAUUUCGCUUCAUUCUCUGAACCUGAGGAUUGGGAAGAGUACAUUGUAAAAAAUCUGAACAAGCUCCGUGAAAAGGACAAGUCGAAUUGGCAGCACAGAAUCGUCAUGCGACACGCCAAGAUUCUCUUUGACGAGAGCAUCAUUGGGAUGGAAAGCGACGGCUUCGUGGAAGCGAAAGCCGCUUUUGCUCUGCUCAAGGAGAACAUGUUCACCAAGACCAUGGUAAUGAAUGUCUGGAAGUGCGACGCUGAGCGCCCGGGCCGUCACCACGUCUACACGGAACAGUAUGUGCGUUUCAUGACCAAUCUCAUGGUUAUCAUGUCGGACCGGACAAACGUGGAGCUGCUCCUGAGGCGGCUACGCAAGCGGGGGGCAGAUUUCUACCAUUUUACAGACCUGUGGCAGUACAGCUGCACUGCAUAUGUCCGGCUAUUGCGUACAGCGUACAAAGUGCCCGUCACGACGGACGAGGCAUUCAAGCACAUGUCCAACGAGGAAUUCGAGAUUAUGAGUCAUCGCAUCACCGAAUGGGCCGGCGGAGAAGGGCAACCCAACGCAGCCUUUGAGUGCAUGAAGGAAGCUAUUGAAGUCAAGAAACUGAACGGCAAUUUGAUGAAGGUGGCUCCGAUCGAUGAUCUCAUCAACGACUGCUACACCACCAUCUAUAAAGAGGUGGCGGGAACUCUUCCAGGGUUGGAACCGGGUAAAAUCAUCGAAGAGCGCAACCACGCCAAAGAGGUGGCGGCCCAACUGGAGGCUGCGGCUCAGGCUGAAUCAAAAACACCAAAGUCGCUCAUCAACCUCCUCAACCCACCAAGUGGAGGGGACAGCGCGGCUGGGACAGCUACUCCAAUGGAGACUGACAAAGCAGAAGUUGUGCCUCGAGCCAAGAGGCUGGCAGGCGUGCGACGUCCCGAGGUUCUACGCAAAGCCGAGCAAGCUGUUAUGCGAGCCUUGGAAGCACCAAAAUCAGGCGCAAAUCGAGUUGGGAGUAUGUCAAGCACUAAGCGUGGUAGCCACACCCCUGCUCGUGCUGGUAGCAAGCAUUCCAGUGACGACGACGACGACGACGACGACGACGACGACGAGCCAAAUGGCCAAGGUCGACGACAAACUCGCCACGGUGCUGACGAACAGAUGAAAGAAACUGACGGAGACGAGAAUGCUGUCGAUUACUCUCGCUUGGACGAUAAAGAUGAAUAUGGACACGGCAGUAUACAUGACUCGGCUGAUGAAAGUGAUCUCAGUGAUGUUCCCGAAGGAUACGAUGAAGACGUUCCGCCUGGUCUUUUGUUUCCCAACUUGGGCCACAGUCGUGUUAGUAGCGACGACGAGGCCGAUAAUGAGGAAAUAAUAGAGGAAGAGGAUCAGGUGGGCGAGGAAGAAGAGGCAGAGCACGCAGAAAGAGAGGACUAUGACAGUACCGCAAAUGAGAUUCAAGUUGGACACGAAGAGGACAUGGAGGAUGAAGUAGAUGUGGGAGAUGAAGGGGCGGAGGAAGAAAGAGUGACCCAUGAGGACACGGAAAUGGCAGACGCUGACGCUGAAGAAGAGGAAGACGAAGACGAAGACGAAGAGGAAGACGAAGAUGACGAGGACGGAGACGAGAUUGAGGAAGAUGAAGAUGAUGAGGAAGUCAACGAAGAAGUUGGUGAGGAAGUGCGGGUGGGCGUAGGGGAAGUCGAAGACGGAGUAGAAGAGGAGGAGGCAGAAGAAGAGGAAGACGAGGAAGAGGAAGAGGAAGAGGGUGAAGAAGAGGAAGGUGAGGAGGAGGAAGAAGGCGACGAGGACGAAGAGGACGAAGACGGAGUAGAAGGGGAUGCGGAGGAGGAAGGUAGUGAGGAAGGGGAAGAAGGGGAAGAAGGAGAAGAAGUACAUGAGGAAGUGGAAGAAGAUGAUGAUGAAGAAGGAGAAGAAGGAGAUGAAGAUGAGGAUAACGAACCAGAGGAGGAAACAGGGGAGGAGGAGGGUGAGGAAGAGGCCGAUGACGAAGCAGGCGAAGAAGAGCAAGCAUAG